GGAGGGGCUGAAGGGCGUGAGCGAGCGCUCUGAUUGGCUCAGGGCGCCGUCGGUCUGACAGGGGCGGGGUCGGUGGAAUUGCAGGUAGAGAAGAGAGGAAGCAAGGAAGAGAGGAAGGAAUCCGAGCAGAGACACAAAACAAUCAAACAAAUAAACACACAGACCGAAAAAUAUAUCUAAUAACAAGAACAAGAAUAAUCAACGAAUCAGAUAAUCCCAGGAUGGGCAUGGCGAGGAGGAAAAGCGAGAGCAACGCCCGUCGAUAAAGCGGAGACACUUUCAACAAACAAAAACAGCACAACAGAAAAGAAAAUUAAAAAAAACUACAAGACAGACCCCCCCCCCAGCCCCCCCGGAGAGAGAAAGAGGGACGAGGAGGAGGAGAGGAGAAUACAAACAACCGGGACUUAAAACAACGAGCAAAACACAGCUAAAAACAAGCGCAGAAAGAGGCGAGCCGCUCGGAGAUGUCCUGUAGAGGAUUGUGAAGACGGGUUUUUAUUAGUAUUAUUAGUAGUAGUAGCGCUCCUAUCGUAAGCGGUGCUCUCGGGAGGAGAAGGCGCCGCGAUGUCGGCGGAGGAGAGGCAGCGCGGCUUGGAGAGCUUCAUCCUCGGGGGUCCGGUGGACAGCGACUCCUGGCUCAGCGUGGAGACGCUGCUGGACGUGCUGCUCUGCCUGCAUCAGGAAUGUGGAAACAACGCGCUCCGACGCGACAAGAAAGUGGCCGAGUUCGUGGAAUGGGCCAAGCCUUUUGUGUCCAAGGUGCAGCAGCUCCGUUUGAAGAGAGAUGACUUUGAGAUCCUAAAGGUCAUAGGUCGUGGAGCUUUUGGGGAGGUGGCAGUGGUCAAGAUGAAGAACACAGAGAAGGUUUUUGCCAUGAAGAUCCUGCACAAGUGGGAGAUGCUCAAGAGAGCUGAUACGGCCUGUUUCAGGGAGGAGAGGGACGUGCUCGUGAAGGGAGACAAUCAGUGGAUCACAACCCUGCACUACGCCUUCCAGGACGAGAGAUACCUGUACCUGGUGAUGGAUUACUACGUGGGCGGGGACCUCCUCACUCUGCUCAGUAAGUUCGAGGAUCGCCUCCCGGAGGACAUGGCUCGCUUUUACAUUGCGGAGAUGGUGCUCGCCAUCCACUCCGUCCACCAGAGGAACUACGUGCACAG
Acipenser ruthenus (sterlet) is the source of this 1163-nucleotide messenger RNA. RefSeq names its product serine/threonine-protein kinase MRCK alpha-like. The record is from RefSeq and is a predicted model, not a curated record. Gene Ontology annotation, biological process: actomyosin structure organization; peptidyl-threonine phosphorylation. Lineage: Eukaryota; Metazoa; Chordata; Actinopteri; Acipenseriformes; Acipenseridae. Gene Ontology annotation, cellular component: cytoplasm; cytoskeleton. Gene Ontology annotation, molecular function: protein serine/threonine kinase activity; ATP binding.